Messenger RNA from Syzygium oleosum, 2513 nucleotides. RefSeq names its product L-type lectin-domain containing receptor kinase IX.1-like. Gene Ontology annotation, cellular component: plasma membrane. The transcript has a single exon. Gene Ontology annotation, biological process: protein phosphorylation. Bases 54 to 1997 code for a protein of 647 amino acids. Gene Ontology annotation, molecular function: carbohydrate binding; protein kinase activity; ATP binding. The record is from RefSeq and is a predicted model, not a curated record. NCBI's taxonomy places the organism in Eukaryota, Viridiplantae, Streptophyta, Magnoliopsida, Myrtales, Myrtaceae.
AUAUUGAUCUUGCAGUUUGGGUGAUCCAAUUCCGACCAAAGCCCGGAUUUAGAAUGCCGCGCGCCACUCCCCGUGCUCUUCCUUUGCGCGCUCGCUUGUUCUUGUUCUGCCUUGUCUGCUGUCCUUUCAUUCCCUCUGUUGCUCCUCUGUCCUUCAAUAUAGACAGCUUCGACACGGAUUUGAGCGACAUAUUGUACGAGGGAGUUGCGGAACUCGCCAUCCAGGGAGUUGAUCUCACCAAACUCUAUCCUCGGCAACCCUACAAGGUGGGCCGGAUUCAGUAUGCCAAGCCCGUCCCCAUAUGGGAUCCUGUCACGGGGCGCCAAGCCGACUUCUCAACCUAUUUCUCGUUCACCAUCGAGACUGACGGUUCUGCUCACUACAGCGAUGGCCUGGCCUUUUUCCUCGCUCCUGUGGGGUUCCCAAUCCCGCCCAACUCGGAGGGCGGAUUCCUGGGAUUGUUCAACGCUAGCACGGCGAAAGAGAGGCAUCAGAACCGGAUAGUCAUGGUCGAGUUCGACACUUAUGUGAACCGAGAUUUCGAUCCCCCCAUGCAUCACAUAGGAAUAAAUAUAAACUCGCUCUCAUCGGUCGUUCAUGACAGCUGGAAUCCCGCAAAUCACAGCGGGAAAGCGACUGAUGUUCUCGUGACCUACAAUUCUACGAGCAAGAACCUCAGUGUGUUCUGGUCGUUCGACGACAAAAAAACCUAUACCCUGCUUUCUUACCUAAUCGAUCUCGCGAGUGUCCUUCCCAAAUCAGCAGCAAUCGGAUUUUCAGCUUCUUUUGGCUUCCAUGUAGAGAGACACAGCAUCAAUUCAUGGAAGUUCACUUCGAAUUUGGAGGUGAACUCGAAACCUCGCUGGCUAAGGAUACCGGUCGUGGUUCCUGUGGCAUGUUUUUUACUGGUGAUCUUUGCAGGGUCUUGCUUUUUUUCGGUCAAGAGGGGCGAAAAAUAUGGUUUCCGUGCCCUCACCGACAUCGCCCUCACCGACAUCGAUAAAGAGAUUGGCGCAUUGCCUGCGAAGUUCACUUAUCAGGAGUUGCUCGUGGCGACCAACGGCUUCGCAGACGAUAGAAAGCUCGGCCAAGGUGGGUCUGGCCAAGUCUAUAAAGGGUUCUUGAGACAUUCAGACCGCCUGGUCGCCGUCAAAAGGAUCUUUGCGGAGUCCCGACACUCCGAGAAGGUCUUUGUCAACGAGGUGAAGAUCAUGAGCCGAACGAUACACAGAAACCUGGUGCCGUUUGUUGGGUGGUGUCGAGAGGAAGGUGAGUUCUUGCUUGUCUACGAUUACAUGCCCAACGGCAGCCUCGAUCACCACCUCUUCGGGGCCCGGAGAAGACUGCCGUGGGACGUGCGGUACAGCGUGGCGCUCGGCCUCGCGUCCGCCCUCAACUACCUCCACGAGGAGCUCGAGCAAUGUGUGCUCCACCGCGACAUAAAGGCAGCCAACGUGCUGCUCGACACCAACUUUACCACCAAGCUUGGCGACUUCGGAGUGGCCAAGCUCGUUGACCCCCGGUUCAGGACUCAGACGACAGACAUGGUCGGGACUUGCGGGUAUCUAGCGCCAGAGUACUUCAUCGGAGGGAAGGCCACGAAGGAGUCCGACAUGUUCAGCUUCGGUGUUGUGGCCCUGGAGAUCGCGUGUGGCCGGAGGAGCUACGAGGACGGAGAGAUCCAGGUCCCGCUGCACAAAUGGGUCUGGCAACUCUACCUCGCCGGCAACAUCCUAGGCGCGGCCGAUGAAGCGAUGUGCUCGGGGUUCCAGAGGGAGGAAGUGGAGUGCCUGAUGAUGGUGGGGCUGUGGUGUGUGCACCCAGACCCUGCGAGACGGCCGAGGACAGGGCAAGUGAUCAGGUUCCUCCGGCUCGAGGACUCGGUCCCGGAGCUCCCACACAGCGCUUUCGACGGCCCAGUUUCGUAUCGGCCAUCGGCUUCGCAAUUAGGAAUGAUGGAAUCUCCAUCUGCUCCUAUUCCGGAAUCUGUCUAUUAAGUAAGACAAAUCUGCCUCCUAAAGUCAUGCAGCAACACAUGUUGACUUAAUCUGCACAUACCACUUCAUAUACUUUGCUUCGGUUACAAUCUCUUUUGCCUUGCCCAAAUCGGAGGCUGGAGCUCGACUACAUCACGGGGACUUAGUAGCACUCAAUACACAUUGCUUAUAUUCAAAUGAACAAGGCACUGCGAAAAGAAAAUUUCAGUUAACUCCGAUGUCUUGUCUUGGUUGUAGUGAGGCUGCUUCGGAGGAGUGUAGGCUCUUUCCACCGGAUAGUCGAAGAGACGAUGUACCUGACAAUGUUACUCGUUCAUCAUAGCUCCGCCACUGCUGCUGUUGGAGAUAAUUAGGGAUUUCUCAAGGAUAAUUUUCUAUGUUAGAGGUAUUUGAUAAUUAUCUCGAUCCUAUGUUAUCUCUUUCAAGAUCGCACGUACACCUCCCUUUGAUUGUGCAUAUUUUGAUCGAUAUAUGUUUCCUUAGCCUAUAAAUAAACCGAUAUACUCUUCGUUACGA